AUGUCCGUCCUUUGUGCUUCUCCACCGUACGUGCAGGAGGAAGACAAGGUAAUCAAAUGCCGUCAACCCAUAAACGGUCUCUCCUUGGCAAACACGGCCGCCUCGAGCUCGUCCAGAAACCCCGCUUUGUCCUCGACAUACCUGAUACCUGCCUUCUCAACUUCAAUGGAUUCUACUGGUAAAGAUAUUACGACAGAGCAAAUAAUUGUUCCAGUCGAUGAUAAGCAGGAUGGAAAUUCCACCGCUGGUACUGCCGACAUACCGAAGCCAGAAAUUCGACCACAGUACAGGGUAUACAAAUGUCGAUAUGCCGGUAUGCUCGGGGUCAUUGUCCUCAACAUUGUCGCGGCAAUGGCCCUGACUUGGUUCGGACCAAUUGCUAACAAAACCACACAAUCGUUUGGUAUCACACUUAACCAAGUCAACUGGCUAGGAAACGUUGUAAACUUCAUUUACAUCGUUUUCUCGCCGCUCGUGCCCUCGACUUGUUCCCGGGUCGGUAUACGGGGAGCUUCGACUGUUGACACUGCACAGUAUGCAAUCGGCGCGGGUUUCCUCGUUGUCUCGGCAUGGGUACGAUUUGCAGGUACUGCGCAUUCACUCAAUUCACAAGGAGCAUACGCACUACUCAUUAUUGGCCAACUCUUGGGUGCUAUACCGCAGAUAAUUUUCCAGAUAAUUUUCCAGGUUCUUGUACCCAAGUUCUCAGAAACAUGGUUUGAUUUGAAGGGUCGAACAACGGCGACAAUGUUGAUGACUAUAGCGAAUCCUAUUGGUAACGGACUUGGCCAGCUCAUUUCACCGAACUUUAGCGAUACGCGUACUUCUAUUCUCGUACUUGGCAUUAUUUCGACAGCCGUCGCACCGUUCUGUCUUAUGGUGGGCUCGAAGCCACCUACCCCGCCUUCAUACUCCGGCUCCAAGCCCUCUCAACAUAUCCUCACGACUGUCCGCGCCAUCUUCGGUCUUCUUCCGCAUCCAAGUCAAUGUGGAUCAAUUCCACUUCAUGAUAUUUCAUCGUCUUCCACGCCGAAAGGCGGUGAUCAUAGGUGGAAUCUGGGAGGCUUGAUUCCAAGGACAUUUACGGGUAAGAAUGAUGCAAGUGAAAUUGUGCCCACGCGAAUAGGCGAACGGACGAACGACGGACUGCAGCGUGGUGGAGGCGGGGAGAUCGAAACAGGCACGGAUGUCGACGCGUAUAUGUCAUUGCGCGAGCGGAUCGAUUUCAUUAUCUUGGUUCUAAUAUUUAGUACCGUAACAUCCGGCGUUGUUGGCUUCUCAAUUCUCUCAAGUCAAAUAUUAGCACCUCAUGGUUACUCGGACAACACUGCUGGUCUUAUGGGAACCGCUCUACUCUUCUCAGGGGUUCUCGCCGCAAUGGUUACCUCACCGCUCUUUGAUCACGUCUUCACACAUCAUCUCGGCCUUUGUAUACGUAUAUGUGCACCGAUUGUGGGCGCGGGCUGGCUUUCACUCAUCUGGGCCGUGCGCCCGGGUAAUACUGGUGCACUUUACGCGAUCCUUGCGGUGAUUGGCGUGUUCUCGACCACCAUGCUCCCUAUUAUGUUGGAACUGGGAUGCGAACUUACUCGGAGUGGCGAUGCCGCCUCUGCGAUCCUUUGGACUAGUGCAAACUUGUCUACCAUUAUAUUUAUCGAAGUCCAAUCUGCAUUACGAGCUCCACCCACUGCGUCUCCACCUUCGAACAUGCACCGUGCUCUAAUCUACAACGGUGCUUCGAUCUUCGGAUCCGCCGGUUUCGCUCUCUUUCUCCGCGGUCGUCAAAAACGUCGUGAGAUGGAUAUGCUUGCCGCGUCUGCGGCUGCGACUACUGUUCCGGCGGUCUAA
Messenger RNA from Fomitiporia mediterranea MF3/22, 1848 nucleotides. Its product is annotated as MFS general substrate transporter. Lineage: Eukaryota; Fungi; Basidiomycota; Agaricomycetes; Hymenochaetales; Hymenochaetaceae. Gene Ontology annotation, cellular component: membrane. Gene Ontology annotation, biological process: transmembrane transport. The transcript is spliced from 12 exons. Gene Ontology annotation, molecular function: transmembrane transporter activity. The coding region runs from base 1 to 1848 and encodes 615 amino acids. The record is from RefSeq and is a predicted model, not a curated record.